GGAUAAGCGGCAUGGCCUUGCUCCCGCUGUCUCUGCUGGCACUGCUGAGCUGGGGCUCGGCGUGUCACCACCGCCUCUGCCACUGCUCCAAUCGGGUCUUCCUCUGCCAGGACAGCAAGGUGACAGAGAUCCCUGCCGACCUCCCCCGGAACGCAGUGGAGCUCCACUUGGUUAUCACAAAACUCGAACGAGCUCAGAAUGUAGCUUUUUCGGGAUUUGGGGAUCUGAGAAAGAUAGAGAUCUCUCAGAACGAUGCCUUGGAAGUGAUAGAGGCAGACGUGUUCUCCAAUCUGCCCAACUUACACGAAAUUAGAAUUGAAAAAGCUAACAACCUGCUGUCCAUCAACCCUGAGGCCUUCCAGAACCUUCCCAACCUUCGAUACCUGUUGAUAUCCAACACAGGCAUUAAGCACUUGCCAGCUGUUCACAAGAUUCAAUCUCUUCAAAAGGUUUUGCUAGACAUUCAGGACAACAUAAACAUCCACACGGUUGAAGGAAACUCAUUCCUGGGGCUGAGUCUUGAAAGUGUGAUUCUGUGGCUGAAUAAGAAUGGGAUUCAAGAAGUACACAACUGUGCAUUCAACGGAACCCAGCUAGAUGAGCUGAACCUAAGUGAUAAUGGUAAUUUAGAAGAAUUGCCCAGUGGCGUUUUCCAGGGAGCUUCUGGGCCCAUCAUUCUAGAUAUUUCAAGAACAAGGAUCAAUUCUCUGCCCAACCACGGCUUAGAAAAUCUAAAGAAGUUGAGAGCCAGGUCAACUUACAACUUAAAAAAGCUUCCUAGUCUGGAAAAGUUUGUUGCCCUCAUGGAAGCCAGCCUCACCUACCCGAGCCACUGCUGUGCUUUUGCCAACUGGAGGCGGCAAAUCUCUGAACUUCAUCCAAUAUGCAACAAAUCUUUUUUAAGGCAAGAAGUCGAUGCUAUGACUCAGACUGGGGCCCAGAGAGGCCCUCCGGCAGAAGAUGAUGAACCUAGUUACGGUAUGGGCUCUGACCCGAUGUAUGGUGAAUUUGAUUAUGAUUUAUGCAAAGAAGUGGUUGGUGUGACCUGCUCCCCUGAACCAGAUGCAUUCAACCCAUGUGAAGAUAUAAUGGGGCACAACAUCCUCAGGGUCUUGAUAUGGUUCAUUAGCAUCCUGGCUGUCUCCGGGAACGUUGCUGUGCUGGUGGUCCUCACCACCAGCCAGUACAAACUCACAGUUCCCCGGUUCCUUAUGUGCAACCUAGCCUUUGCCGACCUUUGCAUUGGAAUCUACCUGUUGCUCAUAGCAUCGGUUGAUGUCCACACCAAAACCCAGUACCACAACUACGCCAUCGACUGGCAAACCGGGGCAGGCUGCACUGCUGCUGGCUUCUUCACUGUCUUUGCCAGUGAGCUCUCAGUCUACACUCUAACAGCCAUCACCCUGGAGAGGUGGCACACCAUCACCCACGCCAUGCAGCUGGACUGCAAGGUGCAGCUACGCCACGCGGCCAGCAUCAUGGUGAUGGGCUGGGUCUUCGCUUCCGCAGCCGCCCUUUUUCCCAUCUUCGGCAUCAGCAGCUACAUGAAGGUGAGCAUCUGCCUGCCCAUGGAUAUCGACAGCCCGCUGUCACAGCUGUAUGUCGUGUUCCUGCUCGUGCUCAAUGUUCUGGCCUUUGUGGUUAUCUGCGGCUGCUAUACACACAUCUACCUGACCGUGAGGAACCCCAACAUCGUGUCCUCCGCCAGCGACACCAGGAUUGCCAAGCGCAUGGCCACGCUCAUCUUCACCGACUUCCUCUGCAUGGCGCCCAUUUCCUUCUUUGCCAUUUCUGCCUCCCUCAAGGUGCCCCUCAUCACCGUGUCCAAGGCAAAGAUUCUGCUGGUCCUGUUCUACCCCAUCAACUCCUGUGCCAACCCUUUCCUCUACGCCAUCUUUACCAAAAACUUUCGCAGGGACUUCUUCAUUCUUCUCAGUAAGUUUGGCUGCUAUGAAGUGCAAGCCCAGAUUUACAGGACCGAAACCUCAUCCACUGCUCACAGCUCCCACCCAAGGAGUAGCCACUGCUCUCCAGCUUCCAGAGUCACCAGUGGCUCAAGUUACAUACUUGUCCCGCUAAGCCAUUUAGCUCAGAACUAAAACAUGAUGUCAAAGGUAUGUGCAUAUGAAUAGAAACUAAGCCUUUCCUUUAAAGACCGCCGCAGGACAGCCGUUCGGCGCACUUCAUGCCUCUGAGUCUUCCUGGCUACCUGUAAGGUAAAUCCUUCAGGGACCAUCAAUCUCAGGUGAUGCAUUAGGAAACUCAAUUUUAUUGUAAUAAUAAUAAU
Octodon degus (degu) is the source of this 2287-nucleotide messenger RNA. It is a transcript of the gene Fshr, whose product is annotated as follicle stimulating hormone receptor. Gene Ontology annotation, molecular function: G protein-coupled receptor activity; follicle-stimulating hormone receptor activity. The coding region runs from base 12 to 2099 and encodes 695 amino acids. Lineage: Eukaryota; Metazoa; Chordata; Mammalia; Rodentia; Octodontidae. Gene Ontology annotation, biological process: male gonad development; follicle-stimulating hormone signaling pathway. The record is from RefSeq and is a predicted model, not a curated record. Gene Ontology annotation, cellular component: membrane. The transcript has 13 exons.